Messenger RNA from Dissoconium aciculare CBS 342.82, 2495 nucleotides. Its product is annotated as ABC transporter domain-containing protein. Gene Ontology annotation, molecular function: ATP hydrolysis activity; ATP binding. The transcript is spliced from 2 exons. The coding region runs from base 354 to 2189 and encodes 611 amino acids. Lineage: Eukaryota; Fungi; Ascomycota; Dothideomycetes; Mycosphaerellales; Dissoconiaceae. The record is from RefSeq and is a predicted model, not a curated record.
CGUUUGUUGAGCCAAUAUCGUCUUCCAUUUUGUGAUUUAAUAUAAUCGUUUCUACCCACGUAUCCCUUCAUACAUCGAGCAGUUCGUCAAACAUUCACUUGUUUGGCUUCACACUUUCUUCGCGAAGACAGACUAGGGAGGAUUGUCCUCAGCCUUAUCACCAACCGUUACUCAUCGUCAGGGCGGUGAUUGGAAUCUGCAUAUCGAUAGCGCACGCCCACCCAUUUGCCCCACCAAAGUCGUCACAGCGGCAAUAUUUUCCCUGGCAAUAAUAAUUACGCCGCCUAGGAGUAUUAUUCUCGCUUUCUCUCCGGUCCAAAUCCACAACACAUAUCCCUCCCACAUUUCUCACCAUGCCUGUCUCAGCGUCCAAGGCGGCUCGUGAAGCCAAGCGUGCGGCGGCCAAAGACAAGAAGCCCUCCAGCAAGUCAAAGAAGGAUGACGCUGAAGCCGAUGGAUCGGGCGAAGGAGAAAGCCUGCAGGAGAUGAACAGCAAGGUUGCUAAAUUGGCACUGCAAGAGGACAAAGAUGGUAUCUCUGACCGAGUCACAACUGGUGUUCUUGCCUCCCUGGAGGCGAGCCGAGACGUGAAGAUCAUUUCCGCAUCACUCGUCUUCCACGGAAAGGUGCUCUUCAACGACACCAUGAUCGAAGUCAACUACGGUCGUCGCUACGGUCUCUUGGGUGAGAACGGUUGUGGAAAAUCUACCUUCUUGAAGGCCAUCGCCAAGCGCGAAUUCCCCUUCCCUCAACACAUCGACAUCUACCUCCUCAACGAAGGUGCUGAGCCUUCAAACACUGGUGCUCUCGACUGGGUCGUCAACCAGGCCGAAGCCGAAAUGAAGCGGUUGGAAAACUUGGCUGAGAAGAUCUUGGAAAACGAGGGUCCUGACAGCCCCAAACUCGAGGACAUCUAUGAGCGUAUCGAUGGAAUGGAUCCCUCGACCUUCCGCACACGUGCCUCUUUGAUUCUGACUGGUCUCGGUUUCAACAAGCAGACCAUGGACAAGAAGACCAAGGACAUGUCCGGUGGUUGGCGUAUGCGUGUCGCGCUCGCCAAGGCGCUUUUCAUCAAGCCAUCUCUCCUUUUGCUCGACGACCCCACCGCACAUUUGGACCUCGAGGCCUGUGUGUGGCUUGAGGAAUACAUGAAGAAGUGGGACCGUACCCUCAUUCUCGUCUCCCACUCGAUGGAUUUCUUGAACGGUGUCUGCACAAACAUGAUCGACAUGCGAGAGAAGAAGCUGCUGUACUAUGGUGGUAACUACGACACCUACCACAAGACUCGUGCCGAGCACGAGGUCAACCAACAGAAGGCGUACGAGAAGCAGCAAGACGAAAUCAAGCACAUCAAGGAAUUCAUCUCCAAGGCUGGUACCUAUGCCAACUUGGUGCGACAAGCCAAGUCGCGACAGAAGAUUUUGGACAAGAUGGAGGCCGACGGUUUCAUCCAGCCUGUACACAAGGACCGUGUCUUUUCCUUCCGUUUCGCCGAUGUCGAGAAACUGCCUCCACCUGUGCUUGCUUUGGACGAUGUAACCUUCUCAUACUCAGGCGAGAAGGACGAUCUCCUAUACGAGAACCUCGAUUUUGGUGUCGACAUGGACAGCCGAACUGCGCUAGUGGGCCCCAACGGUGUUGGAAAGUCGACUCUGCUGCGUAUCUUCACUGGCAAGCUCUCACCAAACAGCGGCGCUGUCUCACGUCACACCCACUUGAAGUUGGGCAUGUACAGCCAGCACUCGACUGAACAGCUCGAUCUGACCAAGUCCGCGCUGGACUUUGUCCGCGACAAGUUCUCGGCCAUCAGCCAGGAUUACCAAUACUGGCGUCAACAGCUCGGCAAGUACGGUCUGUCUGGAGAGUCGCAGACCGCCAUCAUGGGUACUCUCUCCGAGGGACAGAAGAGCCGUAUCGUCUUUGCCCUGUUGGCCAUUGAGGGUCCCAACAUGUUGCUGCUGGACGAGCCGACCAACGGUCUCGACAUCCCGACCAUUGAUUCAUUGGCUGAUGCGAUCAAUGCUUUCUCGGGCGGUGUGGUUGUUGUUUCUCACGAUUUCAGAUUGCUCGACAAGAUCGCCAAGGACAUCAUGGUGUGCGAGAACAAGACCGUCACGAGAUGGGACGGUACUAUCGGACAGUACAAGAACAACCUCCGCAAGAAGAUGCUUGCAGCCGGUGGUGUGUAAGCGAUCCCUCGUGAAGAGGUCCGGUAGGGUCAAAAUUGGAAAGCGAGGGUGCUGUCCAUUGAUCCCGUCUUCAUCCCACACACAGAUGGCGAAGACUUGCGAGCAGCGACUCCAUCGGACAACCAUCCACGACCCUUUGAGAUAUCAAUUCGACACGCGAAGGAGUUUGUCACUUAUCUGAGACAGGGAAGGGUCAAUUCCAUGGUGUUGCACACCGGGAAUAAUGAAUGGGGGGUGAUACAAGAUGGGGAAAAUCGGCGAAAUAGAUAGGUGUUGGUCUGCUAAAUUUAUCAUCGUUGCACUUUA